This is a messenger RNA of Octopus sinensis (East Asian common octopus), 1601 nucleotides long. RefSeq names its product epidermal retinol dehydrogenase 2. The record is from RefSeq and is a predicted model, not a curated record. The coding region runs from base 269 to 1528 and encodes 419 amino acids. Gene Ontology annotation, molecular function: oxidoreductase activity, acting on the CH-OH group of donors, NAD or NADP as acceptor. Gene Ontology annotation, cellular component: lipid droplet. Lineage: Eukaryota; Metazoa; Mollusca; Cephalopoda; Octopoda; Octopodidae. The transcript has 6 exons.
AACAAAAAUAAAAAAAAAUUCUAUCAUAACAACAACAAUAAUAAAAAAAAGGUGAAAUCAAAAACAAACUGGAGUAAAACGCGCAGCUGCUUAUAAAUAAAAAAACAGUUAAUGAUGAGCGUUAAAUAAGUAUUCUUAACGUCGUAAAAAACGCCAUUACACAAGUUUGAACAGGCAAUUUUUUUUUUUUUUUAUAUAAUAAAAAAAAAAAAAUUCAAAAACAAACAACAUCUUCGCUGUGGCUGCACAUCUAAAUCUGUUAGCUGCAAUGGUUGCUGCUGCAAACUCCGAGAACCAGAUGCCCCAAAUGGCAAACAACAUCCACCCCGAAGCUGCUAACUGUACAGAGAACAACGUUUCUACAACAGCGAACCAGGUGAAUUCGGAAGAUGGCGAUAACAACGGCAAUAGAAAUGCAAAUUUUUGGUCUUACAUGGCAUUGGGAUGGGACUGCGUAAGAACUAUAAUUGGACUUCUUUACCUAUUUCUGGAGACAGCCUUGAAACAGCUCUUGCCAGUGAAAUACCAGUCUAAGAAUAUCAAAGGUUACAAUGUAUUAAUCACCGGAGCUGGAAGUGGCAUUGGUCGUUGUUUAGCCACGAAAUUUUCAGAGCUUGGUUGUACCUUGAUUCUGUGGGAUAUCAACAAAGAGAAUAAUGAGGAAACGGCAGCCAUGAUACGUGCCAACGGCAAAACAGCCAUUAGCUACGUAUGUGACGUCAGUAGCAAGAAUGAUAUCUACAGAGUCGCUGAUAGGGUGAAAAACGAGAUUGGAAAUGUGGAUAUUCUGGUCAACAAUGCUGGAAUUGUCACUGGUAAGAACUUACUUGACUGCACAGAUCAAGACAUCAUCAAAACAAUGCAAGUGAAUGUAUUAGCACAUUUUUGGACCAUCAAAGCCUUUCUUCCCAAGAUGAUUGAACGGAACUCUGGUCAUAUAGUCACAAUUUCAUCGACAGCUGGUGUAAUAGGCGUGAACAAACUAACCGGGUACUGUGCCAGUAAAUUUGCUUGUGUUGGACUGGAUGAAGCCUUGAGAUCAGAACUUAGCUCUCUAAAAAAAGAUGGAGUUCAUAUGACAUUGGCUUGUCCUUACUACACGAAUACUGGCAUGUUCCUUGGUGCAAAGACGAGGUUUCCUUCCAUCCUUCCUGUUCUGGAAACUGAGUUCGUCGCUGAGAAAAUAAUUGAGGCUGUUUUGUGCAACCAGGAAGUUCUCUAUGUUCCACGCAUCAUUUAUUUCAUUUCGGCCGUAAAAGGAAUUAUUCCCGUGAAGUGUUGGUCGUUGCUACUGAAGUUCACCGGGAGCUCACAUUUGAUGGACGAAUUUCGUGGUCGAUCGCUGGAGAAAAAGAAAUCGAUGCACGUCUCAGCAAGAGUAUCGGUUCCGCCCUCACCUUCACCUGCACCCUCAUCACUAUUACCAAUGUUAUCAUCAAUAAAACUAAACAACAACAGCAGCAACAACGAAGACUUAUACGAAGUUACGAAAUCAGUUAAAAUGUCUGACACAGUUGUAGGCAACUAAACAUGAAAAUAUCGAAAAAAGAAAAAAAAAUGAAAUAAGAGAAACUUAUAAAAAAUCGAAAAACAAAAUAAAA